This is a messenger RNA of Erythranthe guttata (spotted monkey flower), 580 nucleotides long. It is a transcript of the gene SDH7, whose product is annotated as succinate dehydrogenase subunit. The record is from RefSeq and is a predicted model, not a curated record. Gene Ontology annotation, cellular component: respiratory chain complex II (succinate dehydrogenase). NCBI's taxonomy places the organism in Eukaryota, Viridiplantae, Streptophyta, Magnoliopsida, Lamiales, Phrymaceae.
GUGCAAUGUGCUACCCAUUUCAGCCAAAGUUUCUCUCUCAGAUAGCCAAACUUUCUUCACAUCUCUUUCAAUCGAAAUCGAAGAAAUAAACAAUGGCCUUUUUACUCAAUAAAAGCGCGCUCUCGGCGCUCCGACUCAAUUCUAAAGGAAAUGAUUCGCUGACGAUCUCGAGGCGUGGGUUUCACGUUGAGCCAGGGGCUCGCGAGAAGGCUCUCUUGGCAGAGGACUCGUCACUGAAACGCUUCAAAUCGCCUAAGAAAAGUGUGCGCCGACUCAAAAUUGUGGGAGAUGUUCUUACAGUCGUUGUUGUAGCUGGAUGCUGCUACGAGAUCUAUGUUAGAGCAGUAAUGCGGGAAGAAGCACGCAAGCAGGCGAACGAGAGUGCUUGAUGAUUUCUGCAAUUUAAUUGCAAUAAUGCCUUUUGCUAAUUUGAUAUUUCUAGUGCUGCAAAACCUGUGUUUGAUGUGAGAUGGUGUGGUAUUGAAAUAAAGUGGUUUAGUUUAGUUCGAAUAUUUGCAAAAGCUUAUUUAAACGCAGAAGUUAUGGAUUCUGCGUUAAGUUGGUUUUAAGUGCUUAUUUC